Pelobates fuscus (common spadefoot toad) is the source of this 1708-nucleotide messenger RNA. It is a transcript of the gene REEP4, whose product is annotated as receptor accessory protein 4. Gene Ontology annotation, cellular component: endoplasmic reticulum membrane; cytoplasmic microtubule. The coding region runs from base 69 to 857 and encodes 262 amino acids. Gene Ontology annotation, molecular function: microtubule binding. The transcript has 8 exons. The record is from RefSeq and is a predicted model, not a curated record. Lineage: Eukaryota; Metazoa; Chordata; Amphibia; Anura; Pelobatidae.
AGGUGCUCGCCUACCGGAAGAGGAAGUUUAACGAACAGCUCGGGUGUGAGAGCGUGAGAGCAGGCAGGAUGGUGUCCUGGAUCAUCUCCCGAGCUGUAGUGCUUGUAUUCGGUUUGUUGUAUCCAGCAUAUUCAUCCUACAAAGCAGUUAAAACAAAGAAUGUGCGAGAAUAUGUGCGUUGGAUGAUGUACUGGAUCGUAUUCUCUCUCUUCAUGACUGUAGAAACCUUUACAGACAUCUUUGUAUCAUGGUUUCCUUUUUACUAUGAAAUUAAGAUGGCGUUUGUGAUCUGGCUUCUGUCUCCUUAUACACGGGGAGCAAGCUUGCUGUACAGGAAAUGUGUGCAUCCUGCCUUAUCAAUGAGGGAAAAGGAAAUAGAUUCCUACAUUGUGCAAGCAAAGGAGCGAAGUUAUGAGUCCGUAGUGAGCAUUGGACGCAGAGGCCUGAACAUUGCAGCCACUGCUGCGGUACAAGCAGCCACAAAGAGUCAAGGAGCACUAGUGGGACGACUCCGCAGUUUCAGUAUGCAGGAUUUACGGGCACUUCCUGAUGAUGCCCCUGUACACUACAGAGAUCCCUUGUAUCCAGAUGAUUCUGAUUUGCACCGCCGACCAAUUGCUUACCCUCCACCUUCCCAGAAUGACAGUGAUUCCAUGGAUGAACGGUGGUCAGACUCAGAGGUGCCAGAUACAAGGAGUGCAGCAAGGACUCGAGGGAAUCUCCCUUCAAAACCUCUCCAGAGGAGUCAGAGUUUAAAAGUGAACAAGAAAAAGGUGCUAACGCGAGAGGGCUCCAUCAGAACUGCCAAACCCAGAGCAAAGAAGAAGCCUACCGCACAGUUAGAUCCUGAGAACUAGUGUGUGCAGUAGGAAAGAGCUGCCUCAAAUAUAAAGCCAAAAACACUGAAUUUUCACACUGACUGCAUGUUACAGUUUGUGGGUGCAGGUUGUGGUUCAAUCUGUAUAUAUUUACAUGUGUAUGAUUGUUAAUGUGUAACUGCAUUGAAGUGAGAUCACGGUGUGUAAAUUUUAUCACAUGUUUUGGAUGAGCCCUCUAUAUGCUGCAAGAUCAGAAGCUUCUCCUUAGGUCUUCUGUCUUUCCUUUUAGUGAGAUAUUCUCUUGGCCUCUUCCCUCUUCUCCAUGGCCUCACACUUUCUGCUUGCUCUUGUUUCCUUCUUACAUAUCUCCCAUACUCCUCAUUGAUGAUCUUCUCUAUCAGCUUACCUCCUCUAAUGUGACUUACAGUUUAGGCCUUUUCUCUAAUUUGCCAUGAAACAAAAAAACUUUGGACCUAGAAGGUGUUCCUACCCCUUAGGUUUUCAGUUUUCUUUUCUCUAAUUUGACCUUCCCUUUCUGCUCAUUCUGCCAUAUAUUUCCCUCUGUGAAAGCUUAAAGCCUCAAUAUUUCCUUCAUGUGAACGUUUUAUCCAUUCUUUCCAAUUUCAUACCAUCAUUUUACUGAUUCUUGUGUCUACCCUCCCCUGCUCAUAAUGUUCUCCUCUGUCUCUAGGUUUUAUCUCUAACCAUAGUGGUUUUGUUGUCCAUGGAUGUAAUGGAUCGCAGCCAACGGCUUACUCAGUUGUGGGGUAUUCCUUUAGCUCUGGUAUUUGAGAUAAAGGGACAUUCUAGGAAUCCUCAUUUAAGUGGUUAUGGUGCCUGGUGUCCUGAUGCUGUCCUGCAGUUCAGUGUUAAACCGUUCUUAUUCUGUU